Molecule: messenger RNA, 1670 nt
Organism: Halichondria panicea
Lineage: Eukaryota; Metazoa; Porifera; Demospongiae; Suberitida; Halichondriidae
Product: TBC1 domain family member 19-like
Exons: 18
Coding region: 46-1602 (518 amino acids)
Source: RefSeq, a predicted model, not a curated record
AUUUAGAAUUAGAGCCACCCACAUGGACAAGCUGUACUCGACUCAAUGGAGGACUGGACAAGUCUAUGCAAUGAUAAAGACACUGAGGCUAUUGUUCUCUCGAAGAUGAGGGAAAUAGGAUUGAGUGCUCACCUGAAGUAUGCAGUUCAGAGCAAAAUCAAGGACCAAAACGUCCAAAUCAGUGACCUAGAGGAAACAGUACAUGCCAGCGUAAAUACACCAGAACUUCAGACACUCCUAAAGAAUGCUGUGUAUAAGGAGGUGAUAAGUCUACAGAAUAAAGUAGGCAUUGACGGCAGUGAGCUCCGCCCACUUUGUAAGGAGCCACUGGAUUUUGUUCGAGUGGCUGAAGAGGAGUGGGAAGCCACACUGAGACAAGGAAUCAACACUCUGGCCAUUGAGAAGAACCUACCACUAUGCAAGGAGAGGUCACCUUCUGAAAGUGAACAAUUGAGACGGAAGUGGAAUUCAAUUGGAAGUAAUUUCCCAGGACUCCAUGAAAUGAACCCGAUAUACUCCCCUAAGGACUUUCUGGAGGUGCUUACUCGUGUGAGGAACAGCAACUACAACCCUGGAGUGGACUGUGGGGGUCUAAUGAAACUCAACGUCAACGUCAAGUCCCUUACUCAACUAAGAAUGCUGUUUUCGAGUUUGCAUCCCUCAAAUCUGCAAAUGGAGAACUCUCUGUCGAGAAAUGGUGGAGUGGAGUACAAUGAAAAGGCUGAGAAAGUGUUGCAACAUGAACUUUGCCCCCUGGCGAGAGAGCUGUGCAAGGGAGGGUGUCCAGUGGGUCUCAGGAGGGAACUGUGGGGCAGAGCACUCACACUGAACACCAGCAGCCCAGAGCAUGCUUUUGUGUUUGAAGAGCUGAAAAUGUCCGUUAUGAAGUACAGUCUUUUGUUUGAAAAACUGCUAGUGAUGGAUGUGAAGAAAAUUGCAGCGAAUGAUGACAACUUCUUUGUGUUUGAGGACAACAUGCAUCAGGUGUUGCUGUGUUUCCUCCAUGACAACACUAUGCUCCCUCACUUUGACCACCUCAGUGUAACACCAAUGAAGGCCUUCAAAACAGGUCAUUCUGGAGACCCUCAUUACCAAACAGUGUAUCCCCCCAGUGGGAUUAUUCCGUUUCAUGGCUUCUCUAUAUUCCUUGCUCCUCUGUGCUUCAUGUUUGAUCGAGCGGAUCGAUUGUAUGCACUUUUCAGAGAAAUGUAUCUCAGGUAUUUUGUGCACCUACACUGCAUUUCAUCACAUCCUCAGGGUAUUCUGGGUCUGUGUUGUCAGUUUGAGCACCUCCUCCAGUGCAAGCAGCCAGAGCUAACAGAACACCUCAGGAAGAUUGGGGCAGAACCACUGAGGAUGGCGUUUGAUUGGCUGAUGACAGCUUUUGCCGGUCACCUGGAGACUCGUCAGCUCCUCCUCCUCUGGGAUAGGAUCAUCGGCUACAAUACUCUCAGCCUACUACCAGUAAUGGCUGUCUCUGUGUUUGAGUUCCGAGCUACCAAUCUCUUCAAGGCAACCACACUCACUGAAGCAGAGACUGUACUCUCUGAUCUUCGCUGCCUGAACAUUCUCCCUCUAUUGCAACAAACACUUUUCAUGUGACAGUAUGAGGACCCCAUAAUUAGUAUCUCAAUUUCAGAAUCAUGCUUAUCAAUCAGUUAAUUAAUGAC